Molecule: messenger RNA, 4634 nt
Organism: Solea solea (common sole)
Lineage: Eukaryota; Metazoa; Chordata; Actinopteri; Pleuronectiformes; Soleidae
Product: protein kinase C delta type-like
Exons: 17
Coding region: 210-2261 (683 amino acids)
Biological process (GO): protein phosphorylation
Molecular function (GO): diacylglycerol-dependent serine/threonine kinase activity; ATP binding
Source: RefSeq, a predicted model, not a curated record
CAGAAACUCAGCACAAAGCCGACGCAGACUGACACACAGACAGCGACAGUGAGCUGGCGAGUGAACAGCGGCAGCAGACACUUGACACACUUCCUUAAACGCCACCGUGAACACUUUGGAAGAAGAACUUCCAGGUAACAAGCGACUUUUUUAAACACCAGAUUCGGCGGCGAACGCGGCGGAAGCGGAGGCGUAGGUGAGCGGUCACCAUGGCGCCCUUCCUGCGUAUCUCUCUCAAUGCUUACGACCUGGGCGUGCUGCCCUCUUCCCCCGACCCCCCCAUCUGUGCCGUCAAGAUGAAGGAGUCUGUCAACACAGAGCGAGGGAAGACCCUGGUCCAGAGGAAACCCACCAUGUAUCCAGAGUGGAAGGCCUGUUUUGAUGCUCAUAUCUAUGAGGGACGCGUGGUAGAAGUGGUCCUCAUGCAGAAGACUGAGGAGCCGCUGGCCAAGGCCACUGUGGGCGUGUCUGUACUGGCAGAGCGCUGUAAAAAGUCCAAAACGAAUGGAUGCACAGAGUUCUGGGUGGACCUCAUGCCUUCAGGGAGGAUCCAGAUGGCUGUACAAUUCUUCCUGGAGGACAGCGAUGCAGCUCCUCCGACGAAGCGAUCAGUGAAGGCCGUCCCCGAGGAUGGGGUCAUGACCCUGAACAGGAGGAGAGGAGCGUUCAAGCAGCCCAAGGUUCACCUCAUCAAGAACCACGAGUUCACCGCCACCUUCUUCGGUCAGCCCACUUUCUGCUCCGUCUGCAAAGAUUUCCUCUGGGGCCUCAACAAGCAAGGUUACAAGUGCAGACAAUGCAACGCUGCAAUCCACAAGAAAUGCAUUGAGAUGAUCAUCGGCAGAUGCACCGGCACGGCAGCCAAUAGCCGUGAGACCAUGUUCCAGAAGGAGCGCUUCAAAAUUGACAUGCCACAUCGCUUCAAGCACUACAACUACAAGAGCCCCACGUUCUGUGACCACUGUGGCAGCCUCCUGUGGGGUCUCUUCAGACAAGGCCUGAAAUGUGAAGACUGUGGCAUGAACGUGCACAGCAACUGUCAGACCAAAGUGGCCAAUCUGUGCGGAAUCAACCAGAAGCUGUUGGCAGAGGCUCUGUCUCAAAUCUCUCAGAAUUCCACGAAGAAGCCUGACAAUGCAGCAGAUAUUGGGAUCUACCAAGAUGUCCACAAACCAACAGUGGACCCUAGUGGUGGCAACAACAACGCGACUGAGGGUUCGACUCCGACCCCUGUGGCUCCUGUAGCCUCUAAGCUCCGCCUCAGCACGAACCACCUCGUGUUCCACAAGGUGCUGGGAAAAGGCAGCUUCGGCAAGGUGCUGCUGGCAGAGCUGAAGGGUCAAGGCCAGUUCUUUGCGGUGAAGGUUCUGAAGAAGGACGUGGUCCUCAUGGACGACGACGUGGAGUGCACCAUGGUGGAGAAGAGGGUGCUGUCGCUCGCUUGGGAGAAUCCCUUCCUCACGCACCUCUACUCCACGUUCCAGUCGAAAGAGCAUCUUUUCUUCGUCAUGGAGUACUUGAAUGGAGGAGACUUGAUGUUCCACAUCCAGGACAAAGGGCGCUUUGAUCUCAACAGAGCCACAUUUUAUGGUGCCGAGAUUAUAGUGGGGCUGCAGUUCCUCCACUCCAAAGGAAUCAUCUACAGAGAUUUGAAGCUGGACAACGUGAUGCUGGACAAGGAUGGACACAUAAAGAUAGCAGACUUCGGCAUGUGUAAAGAGAAGGUGUUUGGAGACGCCCGAGCAACGACGUUCUGUGGAACGCCCGACUAUAUCGCACCAGAGAUCCUGCUGGGACAGAAGUACACCUUCUCAGUGGACUGGUGGUCGUUUGGCGUGCUCGUGUACGAGAUGCUGAUCGGCCAGUCGCCGUUCCAAGGCGACGACGAGGACGAGCUGUUUGAGUCCAUCAGGACGGACACUCCUCACUAUCCUCGCUGGAUCACGAAGGAGGCUAAAAGUUUACUGGAACUGCUGUUCGAGCGAGACCCGACGCGCAGGUUGGGCGUCGUGGGUGACAUUCGAGCUCAUCCCUUCUUCAAAACCAUCAACUGGCAAACACUGGAGAAGAGAGAAGUGACUCCGCCUUUCAAGCCCAAAGUGAAAUCGGCCGGCGACUUCAGCAACUUUGACCGCGAGUUCCUGAGCGAGAAGCCCCGCCUCUCGCACGCCGACAAGAACCUCAUCGACUCCAUGGACCAGGCGGCGUUCGCCGGCUUCUCCUUCGUCAACCCCAAACUCGAAGGCCUGAUCAGCAAAUGAACAAAACACAAAUAAAAAUGGUUUCCCCCCCGAGGACACGCGGUCUUUGCCCCGGCUCGUCAAACGAAACCUUCCUGUGUCCUGCUGUCAGAUAGAGGAGGAAGAAGAAGGUGAAAAGAUCUGUGAUUCAUGCUGUUCCGUCUCUUUGAGGACGAGAUUUUGAAUUAUAAUGAUAAUGAUGUUUUACUGGUGUUGAAAAGAAUUUUAAAAAAGAGUAUAAAAAGCUACAGGAAAAUUAAGGGAGAUUUAAAAAAAAAAAAGGAAAUUAUAGAAAUUUUUAAUAAUGGACACUGGGGCGGGGUUCAUCAAUUAAACCUUCACUUUUUUCUUUAUUUUUUGUAUUUUUUUUACUUUUUAACCGUCAUUUUCUUUGUGAUCGUCACGUUUGGAAUUAGCUCUGAAAUUUGAAUGCACAAGCAAACGCUGGAGACUUUUAUUUUGUUAAGACAAACAAAUGCACACACGUGUGGGGAAAUCAUUUGUUUGUGUGUGUGUGUGUGUGUGUGUGUGUGUGUGUGUGUUUGUGCGUGAGUGUGUGUAGGUAUUUUCUUAAAUGCAAAAGAAGCUGCUGCUGCUGCGCUCGGUAACACUGUCUGCUCUACAAUGAAAAAUAAAGACGGUUUAAAUUAAAUGAGGGACAACGCGAUACCACUUUUAGUCGUGUCCUGAUACCGAUAUAAAGCCGAUAUCAGUACGAUAUUGGUCAUUUUAAACCUCAAAGUGUCAAAGACAUAAAUUUCCAGCUGUGUCACAAAGAAAUAUGUGGAAUUUUUCUUUAUUUUUUAUCUGCUUGAUAUCAGAUAUUGUGAUUGUGACCAGUAUCAGACCAAUACUGAUAACCGAUAAAAGUAUCGUAUUAAUCGCCUCAUCCCUAAUUUAAAUUCCACUUAAUUUAAGUGGACAUGGGUAAAAAAUGUGUUAACAGCGACCUCUAAUGUUUAAAACUGCAAUCUCCAUUACAUUGUACAGGAGGUGCAGGGGGAAAAAUCAAUACAGUGAACUAAAGCAAUUGUUUUAUUGAUGUUACAAAUAAACCUGAAACGUUUUUGGUGGAUUAGCAUAAAAAAAAAUCAGUUGACGUUUUAGUCCACUAGAUGGUGCCAAGUGCCCGCUCUCCCCAGAGCUCUUGUGUGAGGAAAUCGUAAGAUUGCGAUUACACACGAAAUACUCAUUCCCUUUGUAGUCAGUCAUCAGUCAGUCAUCAUCUACCGCUUUAUCCUCAACCAGAGGGUCGCGGGGGGUGCUGUGCCAAUCUCAGCUACAUCGGGCGAUAGGCGGGGUACACCCUGGACAGUUCGCCAGUCCAUCGCAGGGCACACACAGAUAGAGACAAACAACCAUUCACUCUCACACUCACUCCUAUGGUCAAUUUGGAGUGUUCAAUUUACCUAUCCCCACAUUGCAUGUUUUUGGACUGUGGGAGGAAGCCGGAGUACCCUGAGAGAACCCACGCACACACGGGGAGAACAUGCAAACUCCAUGCAGAAAGGCCCUUGUUCCAACCGGGGCUCGAUCCCGGGUCUUCUCGCUGCAAGGCGAGAGUGCUAACCACUACACCACCGUGUGGCCCCCCUUUGUAGUCAUAAUUCGUAAAUAUCCGCGGUCAGGGGGUGGAGUUCCCAAUUCAGAUUUCUAAUUUGGAAACUUUACCAUUAAAAGAACAUCUGAUGUUUAGGUUUUUUUUUUUUUUUUUACAGUAGAAAUGUUGCUAAACUGUUUGUGUGUGUUGUUAUCGCCUGGUAACGCUAACAGUGGCUAGCCCCAAGAUACGUACAAGUUCACGUUUUUUUCCGACAUCUCAGCUAGAACGCAGGGUGAGUUUUUAAUGUGAGACUAAACUCUACCGUUGUUAUUAAAUCAAACUAGUAUUUCAGUUUACUGUCAAUUUCCGAAAUGUUUGUUUCUUUUGUUUCUUCUCUUUUCCGACUCUUGUUUCUCGUCUCGUUCCUUCAAAAGCCUCUUAAGGUAUUUGUUUGUCUGUUUGUUUUUUAGCACACGUUUUCCCUCGUGACGGUUACAUUUUUUACGUGCCAUUGAUGUCGAACCUGGCGCUGCACAAACCAGAACCGUUGUAGCAGUAGUUUGGUACUCGACCUUGUUUCUGUAGGUUUAAUGAAGGAUGUUAUUUUGUGUUAGGGAGGAAUUGAUGUUUGUUGUCUUUUGUUGUGUUUUUUUUUUUUUACAGGAAACAGGGUUUUUGUUUGUUUUUGUCUCAUAAUGUACUGCAUUACUUGAACGUAGGAAUUAAUUCUUCACGUGGAAAUAAUCGCGCUGUCUAAUGUAAAGCUAACCUGUAACCAUGGUGUACGUUAUUAUUAUUUCCUCUUCUUUUACAUCUGAUUAUGAAUGAAUAAAUUAUAAACUCCACUUUUA